UGUUCUCUUCCUCCGCGGUCUAGUAGUGUGACUGCUGUCCCGUGGCUGCUUCGAACGCGUGGUGCUUGCGUCGGGGACUCGCUGAAAGCUCCGCGGCGGCGCGCCCGCAGGUGUCGCGAGCCGAGCCCUGCCCGGCCACUCCAUGCCGGCCUGGAGGCUGCUGACGCCGGCCGGCGCCCAGGUGCUGGGCUGUGGCGCCAGAGGCCUAGGUGCUGCCCCGGGCUUAGGGAGUAGAACGAACACCUGGUUCUUUGUUAGAAAUCUCCAAAGCAAGAGCAGUACUUGGUGGGAUGAGCAUCUUUCUGAAGAAAAUGCCUCAUUUGUGAAGCAAUUGGUCUUUGAUGAAAAUAAAGCCCAAUUAGCAAGUAAACUGAAUCCCCUGAAAGAUGAACCGUGGCCUUUACAUCCUUGGGAACCAGGUUCUUCCAGAGUCGGUCUUAUCGCCCUCAAGCUCGGCAUGAUGCCUUUAUGGACCAAAGAUGGUCAAAAGCAUGCAGUCACAUUACUUCAGGUACAAGAUUGUCAUGUGGUAAAAUACACUCCCAAAGAAAACUAUAAUGGAAAAACAGCAGCCCUAACUGUGGGUGGGAAAACUGUAUCACGCUUCUAUAAACCUGAUUCUAUAUUGGAAUUUUACCGAGAACUUGGAUUGCCACCAAAACAGACAAUUAAAAUCUUUCGUGUAACAGAUAAUGCUGUAAUUAAGCCAGGAACCCCUCUUUAUGCGGCUCACUUUCGUCCUGGACAGUAUGUGGAUGUCACCGCCAAAACUAUUGGUAAAGGUUUUCAGGGUGUCAUGAAAAGAUGGGGAUUUAAAGGCCAGCCUGCUUCUCACGGUCAAACGAAGACCCACAGGAGACCUGGAGCUAUUUCAACUGGAGAUGUUGCCAGAGUCUGGCCUGGAACCAAAAUGCCUGGGCAGAUGGGAAACCAGAGCAGGACAGUGUAUGGACUGAAAGUGUGGAGAGUGAACACCAAACACAACAUAAUCUACGUGAAUGGCUCUGUGCCUGGACACAAGAACUGCUUAGUAAAGAAAUAGAUGAGUCCUGCUUUAGGCAAAAGAACCGGAAGUGCUGAGGUGGGAGUCAUGGUCCAGAGAGGUGACUAGGGCCAGCGGUCUCAGUGCCAGCACCACUCUGCCACACCCGCCUCCCCAAGCACCUGCUGUCCUUUUCAAAAUUACAAAGAGAGGAAGAAAGUAAAUAUAACUGACAUGUUGACCAGAUAGAUUGAAGUAGAGCCUGGGAGCUUCCAAAGACUCGUUUCUAUCCAGUAAAACUCACGAUGCAGACUCUGCUGAGCCAUGGUGAUGCAGGGUAGAAGCUGACUCUGUUGAGCUAUGCUGAUGCAGGGUAGAAACUGACUCUGCUGAGCCGUGGUGAUGCAGGGUAGAAGCUGACUCUGUUGAGCUAUGCUGAUGCAGGGUAGAAACUGACUCUGCUGAGCCGUGGUGAUGCAGGGUAGAAGCUGACUCUGUUGAGCUAUGCUGAUGCAGGGUAGAAGCUGACUCUGCUGAGCUGUGGUGAUGCAGGGUAGAAGCUGACUCUGUUGAGCUAUGCUGAUGCAGAGUAGAAGCUGACUCUGCUGAGCCGUGGUGAUGCAGAGUAGAAGCUGACUCUGUUGAGCUGUGGUGAUGCAGGGUAGAAGCUGACUCUGCUGAGCCAUGGUGAUGCAGGGUAGAAGCUGACUCUGCUGAGCCAUGCUGAUGCAGGGUAGAAGCUGACUCUGCUGAGCCAUGGUGAUGCAGGGUAGAAGCUGACUGCUGAGCCAUGGUGAUGCAGGGUAGAAGCUGACUCUGCUGAGCUGUGGUGAUGCAGGGUAGAAGCUGACUCUGCUGAGCUGUGGUGAAGCUGCAAUUUCUGAGUGUGAGAAGGUUCGUAGUUGAAGUGACUCCAGCUCCAUAGAACGUGGUCAUUGAUUUUCAACAAAAACAAACAGAAAUCUCAGUUUAACUGUUGCAUUAUAUAUUCACUCACACUGGAAAAAUCGUCAAUGCUUUUGUUAUUGGAAACCCUCAGGUACAGCAGAUAUGUAAAAGUGUAAGUGUAACUGAGUGGACCCUUUGUGACAAUUUUUUAUCAAAUUAGCACAUAGGUUUCUUAUUGAGUGUUUUCCUGAUGAAGGCUGAGUCUAAGAUUGGUGAAUUGGAAAAAACUGAACAUGAUAGCAUCCUCCGGGCAACGUCCUGAUCAUUUCUUGAAACAAUUGUAAUGAGGGGAUUUAAAAUAGAACUGUUUUUAUACACUUAGUUGUUCCUAGCAGCUGUCGUUUGACUAAAUUAUUCAUUGCUCAUUGCUAAAAUGAAUAUGCCCUAUUUUACUGUGUACAUAGUGUAUUUUCCCUCUCCAAAUGAGGGCUACGGAAGCUUUGAGAAACUCAGUAAUAUCCAAAACUAAAAUAGAGGAUUUUAGAUCAUAUCAGUAUCUCUGCUAAAAUGUAUUAGCUGUGAAUCCAGACAUAAUUUGAAGUAUUUUAGGCCAUAAAGUGUUCUGAGAGCUACUGUAAAUGCUUAUGGCUUUCUUUGUGUUGAUGUUAUCCUUGUCUUUAACUUCUCAGUAAAAAUGCUCCUUGCCAAAGUGAGCUAAUUCCUUUAAUAAAAGUGAUGUUUUCGUUUUGU
This is a messenger RNA of Peromyscus californicus insignis, 2620 nucleotides long. RefSeq names its product mitochondrial ribosomal protein L3 (gene Mrpl3). NCBI's taxonomy places the organism in Eukaryota, Metazoa, Chordata, Mammalia, Rodentia, Cricetidae. The record is from RefSeq and is a predicted model, not a curated record. Gene Ontology annotation, molecular function: structural constituent of ribosome. Gene Ontology annotation, cellular component: ribosome; mitochondrial large ribosomal subunit. Gene Ontology annotation, biological process: translation. The transcript is spliced from 10 exons. The coding region runs from base 143 to 1042 and encodes 299 amino acids.